Molecule: messenger RNA, 1116 nt
Organism: Hippocampus zosterae (dwarf seahorse)
Lineage: Eukaryota; Metazoa; Chordata; Actinopteri; Syngnathiformes; Syngnathidae
Gene: tmem74b
Product: transmembrane protein 74B
Exons: 3
Coding region: 332-1009 (225 amino acids)
Source: RefSeq, a predicted model, not a curated record
UGCAGAUCCUUCCUGUGUUGCUCUGUUGGGAAUGUUUGUGAAAAUUCACAUUCGUUCAGGCCAUUUCUUCCUCAAAGCAGAUUUAUUUGAAUCCGAAGUCUCCUUUUGAGUCGGUGCGCGAACAUGCUCUCUAGCGGCCAACCGCGGUACAACAGAGUGCCGCGUCUACCCCUUGUGCUCAUGCGCGUUGCUGCGCUCUCGUCCCCCCCUUCCGUCUGCUCUUUGGUCGUCCUUUCGUCGUCCAUCCAUCUUCAUCUUCUGCUGCCUGCCUGCCUGCUGCCUGUGAGGAAGAUGCUGAUUGGAGGAGUCGCAACGACACGACUGCAUUUCCAUGGACUCAUCACUGGAAAUCGUAGAGCUCCGUGAGCUGCCUAACGCGAACAAGACAGGCGAUGUUUGCCGAGGAUUCCGCAAUGCUUCCUACGAGCCCGACCAUGAGCAACAACGGCACCAGGAGGUGACGGGUUGCUCUACGACCACCUCAAGAAGCUGCAAGGACUCAGCUGUUCCGCCUCGCGACGAUGAGGACAACGACGACGCGGUCCGGGAUUCCAAUGCUGACUGGACCGCACCGGACGACGGCGUCGGCGGUCGCCGCUCGUCCGACGCGGGCCUGGCUUUGGCCGUGGUGUUGCUGUUGAGCGGCAUCUCGCUGGUCCUGGUGGCAUAUGCCAUCCCCAGGGAAGCCCGCGUGGACCGCGACGCCUUGCCGGCCCGGCAGAUGGAGCAGCUGGAGCUGUACUACGCCCGGCUGGGCUCGCACCUCGACAAGUGCAUCAUCGCCGGCCUGGGGUUGCUCACCCUGGGCGGGAUCUUCCUUUCCCUGCUCCUCAUGGCCUCCGUGUGCCGGGGACACGCCAUCUUCUUCCCGUAUCGCCGCCGGCGGGCGCCCUUCCUGCGGCCCAAGCGGACGUACGGCUCCGUCCACAUGAGGAUGAAGCAGCUCGCCGCCGGGGAGGACCCGCCGGCCGAGACCGAGCAACUGGGACCCGCGCCACCGGCCGAGUGACAGCAACGCGACUCGGCUGUGAGCUUCGCCGGCGCGGGGCCAAUACAUGGCAUCGGCUGGGCUAAAAGGUCUCGGGACACCUGCCCGCCUGAUGCGAGGUCAACGUG